This is a messenger RNA of Austrofundulus limnaeus, 1727 nucleotides long. It is a transcript of the gene fchsd2, whose product is annotated as FCH and double SH3 domains 2. The transcript is spliced from 15 exons. Gene Ontology annotation, biological process: regulation of actin filament polymerization; neuromuscular synaptic transmission. The record is from RefSeq and is a predicted model, not a curated record. The annotation marks the transcript as partial. Gene Ontology annotation, cellular component: neuromuscular junction; recycling endosome. NCBI's taxonomy places the organism in Eukaryota, Metazoa, Chordata, Actinopteri, Cyprinodontiformes, Rivulidae.
AGUACACACUCUGGUAGUGGCAGCAGCGCGUGCAGAGCUUCAGCUCUAUGUAAACUGAGCGUUUAUCAUCAGUCAUGGCCGCCGGAGUCCUCCCCAUCUUUCCUCCCGGUCGACUCUUUUUUUAAUAAGAAGAAGAAGAAAAAAGGGGGAGAAGGGGAGGAUUUCUGUUUUUGAAGAGCGCGGUCCCACAUUGAUUUGGAUCUAGGAAUUACGGUACAUCUCGCAAGGGAAAACACCAUUCAUGUCAAUACUCCAAAAUGCAGCCGCCGCCGAGGAAGGUCAAAGUGACACAGGAGCUAAAAAACACCCACACAGAGCAGAUGACAAGACUGCACUUUAAGCAUCAGACUGAAUGCGACCUGCUGGAAGACAUGAGGAGCUAUAGUCUGAAGAAGGGACAGCUGGAGCGGGACUACGCUCAGGCUCUGCAGAAAUUAGCAAGUCAGUACUUAAAGAAAGACUGGCCUGGAAUCAGCCCUGAUGACCAGAGAACAGACUACAGGAAUGUGUACGCAGUGUGGAGAGCCUACCUAGAGGGUACAGUUCAGGUGAGCCAGUCGAGGCUUAAUGUAUGCGACAACUACAAGAGCCAAAUAUCAGAGCCGGCCAAGACCAUCAGACUUUAUAAGGAACAGCAGCUCAAAAAGACCAUUGAUCAAUUGAGUGGCAUUCAAGCAGAGCUGCAGGAGUCAGUUAAAGAGUUGGCAAAAGCCAAGAAAAAAUACUACGACUGUGAGCAGGUUGCCCACGCUGUACGAGAAAAGGCAGACAUAGAGGCCAAGUCUAAACUGGGUCUUUUUCAGUCAAGAAUUAGUUUACAGAAAGCAAGUGUAAAGUUGAAAGCUAAGAGAAGUGACUGUAACUCCAAGGCGACGCAGGCCAGGAACGAUUACUUGCUAACGCUAGCUGCUGCCAAUGCUCAUCAUGAUCGCUACUACCACACAGAKCUACUGCACUGCAUACAGGCCUUGGAUGGAAGAAUCUACGAGCACGUGAAAGACUACCUGGUGGCGCUGUGUCGCACCGAGCUGGAGGCCUCACAGGCUACACACAACACCUACCARUUCCUUUUAGAAAAAUCCACCAGGAUAAUCCAAGAGUUCAACCAGCAGUUGUUCAUGCAAGAGAAUCCUGUAUUUCACAAAGCACAUGACUUCCAGUUCCAGCCCAGUGAAUAUGACGCGACUCUGAGCUCGGUGCAGCAGUUGGUGGACAUUGAGCCGUCGCCCGUCAGUGCCAUGAGAAUGACCCUGGCAGAGAGCCGUCAGCUGGAAUCAGAGUCGGGGACAACCGAAGAGCACAGUCUGAACAAGGAGGCACGAAAAUGGGCCACCAGAGUGGCCAGAGAGCACAAGAACAUCAUUCAUUACAAGAGAUCCCUGGAGGAGUGUGAGAGCCACGGCCUGCCCCCCACCGAGCAGGGCCGACUAGAUCUGGAGUUGAAGAUUGAAGACACCAAAGAGAUGAUGCGCAAAGCUGAGACAAUAAAGUUGAAAGCUGAGGCUCGUUUGGACCUCCUCCGACAAGUGGGCGUGGCUGUGGACACCUGGCUGAAAAGCGCCAUGAACCAGGUGAUGGAGGAGCUGGAGAACGAACGCUGGGCCACCUACACCUCCCACGAUCCCUCGCUGUCGGUGAGACACUUUCCCCUCUCUGCGCCUGUGUUACUGGGGUUUUGCCAAGCGUGCAUAUUUUUAAACUUGUCAUCACAAAACCAAGGUGUCCCC